AUGAGUCGCAGCCCAGAAAGGAUCUCAUCCUAUCGCCGGCAUUUCGAGGACACCAGCACCUCCUCUUACCAGGUGAGGGUCAGCAGCCCUUCUCCCAUCAGACGGGAUGUCGGGAGGUGCCGUUCAGCCAGCUACACCCGUAAAGCCAGAGCUGUCAGCAGCAGCAUGGCACUGGGUCGGAGGACCAUCUCAUCCUCACGCAGUCAGCCCUUUAUGACUGGUGUCGGAAUGGGAUCCAUCUGUCUUAGCGGAGGGGGUCCAGGGGUCGAUCUCGACCAGGCUUCUGCAGAAAACCGUGAAUUCCUGAACACACGAACCGGUGAGAGACAAGAGAUGAUUCUGCUCAACGAUCGACUGGCAGCAUACAUCGAGAAGGUCCGUUCGCUGGAGCAGCAAAAUAAAUUGCUGGAGACGGAAAUCGAGGCCCUAAAGAAUCGAUACUUGAAGCCCACCGGCCUUCGCCUGCUGUACGAGGAGCAACUCCAGGAGCUGAAGAGGCUGGCGGACCACAUGAGAGUACAGCGGGACCUUGCUAUCGCUGCAAAGGAUGCUAUGGCGGGUCAGCUGGAGAUGAUGAAGGUGAAAUACGAGGAGGCCUUGGAGAUGAGGAAGAAAGCCGAGCUUGAUAUUGAAGCCUUCCGUCCGGAUGUGGACGCCGCCACCGCCGCGCGCAUCGCUUUGGAGAAGCAGCUAGAAAACCUAGAGGUGGAACUAGAAUUCCUUCGAAGAGUACACAAAGAGGAAAUCGAGGAGCUUAUGAAACAGAUAUAUGUGGUCCACGCCUCAGCAGCAGACGCCUACAGCCUCCCAGACCUCUCCAGCGCCAUCCAGCAGAUCCAACACCAGUAUGAUGACAUUGCCGCGAAGAAUUUACAGGAAAUGGACUCUUGGUACAAAACUAAAUUUGAUGAUCUCAACAACAAAACGUCAAAACACGUGGACAAGACGCGUAGCGUGCGAGAGGAAAUUGUAACUGCUAAGAAGGACAUUCAAAAUAAGGAGCGUGAUCUGGACUCUAUGAAAACCAAAAAUGAGGCUUUGGAAGCACAGAUUCGCGAGACUCAAGAAAAGUACAGAAAAGAUCUAGAGGAACUCCAGGCAAGAAUUGAAGCCUUGCAGCUUGAGCUGAAAUCCUCCAAACAAAGGACAGCACUGCUCCUGCGUGAAUACCAAGAUCUGCUCAAUGUGAAGAUGGCCCUGGAGAUUGAAAUUACCACAUACAGGAAGCUCAUUGAGGGUGAAGACUCUCGCAUUGCUUCUGUGAUGCAGGGCAUACAGACCAUGUCCCUCAUGAGCGGCAGCGUAAGUGUUCAAAGUUCUGGAGCAGCAGGUGUUGCAGGGGUUGCUGGAGGUCCUGGGGUUGUUCCAGCCACAGGUCUUGGAGGAGGUCUAGACAGUGGGCUUACCAGAGGUCUUGGAGGAGGGAUUGGCAAUGGUCCUUCCAAAAGUCUCGAAGGUGGUAAUGGCGGAGGUGCUGGAGUAGGUCUUGUUAAUGGCAUCACUGGUGGAGUUGGCGACCCAGGCGCCGCUGCAGACUACACUCAAGAACAGGCUGUGGAGAUGACUGAGAGGAAGACUGUGCUUAUCAGAACCGUUAAAGCUGAGGACGACACGCUGGAGAGCAACACACUGGAGAAAUCGUAUUCCAUCUCUGGAGCUGCUGAUGAAGAAGAGUAGUGGUGUAUUCUGCUCACCAAUCAUGCCUUCAGAUGUG
Messenger RNA from Carassius auratus (goldfish), 1714 nucleotides. RefSeq names its product glial fibrillary acidic protein-like. The transcript is spliced from 11 exons. The record is from RefSeq and is a predicted model, not a curated record. Gene Ontology annotation, biological process: intermediate filament organization. Lineage: Eukaryota; Metazoa; Chordata; Actinopteri; Cypriniformes; Cyprinidae. Gene Ontology annotation, cellular component: cytoplasm; intermediate filament. Gene Ontology annotation, molecular function: structural constituent of cytoskeleton. The coding region runs from base 1 to 1677 and encodes 558 amino acids.